UAUACAUAGACGCCGCAUUGGCCGCUUCGGCCCCUUGCUGCGAUACGUCAACGUGGCCGCCAUAUUGGUCCAGGCAAGACUGGCCUGAAAACAAAUAGAAGUAAACGGGGGAGCCGCAGUUGUUAUGGAUAAAAAGCACUAUGACGUUUAUAUUUCUCACUCGAUUUCAACGAGUCGUUUUUAUAUUCAAGGGUUUAUGAUCGUGAAGUACAAAAUUGUAGUGCUUUUUAUCCAGAAAAACCGCAGCUCAUCCGUUUACAGGCCAGUCUUGCCUGGACCGAUAUGGCGGCGACGUUGACGUACGAUCCAAAGGCCAAUGCGGCGUGUCUAUGUGCGCAACUGUGUCGUCGUAGAGUUGCUUGAAUUACGACAGAGCCAUAGCCAUAUGACUCCGAGUUACGAGAAGAUCAGCAGUCCUCGUUCUGUUGUGCACAGCCUGUGUUUUUCGACAUGGAGCGGUGGAAAGGCAGAGUUGCCCUUGUUACAGGAGCUUCGGUUGGGAUUGGAGCGGCUAUAGCUCGUACUCUUGUUCAACACUGUAUGACGGUGGUCGGCUGCGCUAGGAAUGUGGAGAAAAUAGAGAAGCUGGCUGCAGAGUGUCGGAGCGCGGGCUACGCUGGCACCCUGAUCCCGUACAAGUGUGACCUGUCCAGCGAGGAGGAGAUCUUGUCCAUGUUCUCCGCCAUCAAGACGCUCCACCAGGGAGUGGACGUGUGCGUCAACAACGCGGGCCUGGCUUGCGCCGAGCCCCUGCUGAGCGGCCAGGCCGACGGCUGGAGGACCAUGAUCAACGUGAAUGUUCUAGCAUUGUCCAUCUGCACACGCGAGGCCUACCAGUCAAUGAAGGAGAGAAGUGUGGAUGAUGGCCAUAUUAUUAACAUUAACAGUAUGAGUGGACACAGGGUGGUGCCCAAUGCAGAUGUGCACUUCUACAGUGCCACCAAGUAUGCUGUGACUGCGCUCACAGAAGGGCUGAGACAGGAGCUGAGGGAAGCUAAGAGUCACAUUCGAGCCUCGUGUAUAUCUCCUGGCUUAGUGGAAACUGAGUUUGCUUUUCGACUUCACAACAGCAACCCAGAGAAAGCCGCUGCCACUUAUGAACAAAUCAAGUGCUUGGAAGCGAACGACGUAGCCAGCGCAGUGGCAUACAUCCUCAGUGUACCUCCACAUGUGCAGAUUGGAGAUGUUCUGAUGAGGCCUGUGGAACAGGUGUCCUAGCAGUCUGCAGUCUCAGCUGGAGCUACCGUAGAUCAAGCUGGCAGCUACGCUGUCUCUACAGUGACCCCUGCUGGGCACAAAUAAGAUUAAACUGGAUGUGAGAAUUCGGGGAGAAUGGAAGAGCAAAACCCUGGCUCUGGGGAUGGCUGCUCUGGGGGGCAUUUCACAAAGCAGGAUUAGUAACUUGGCUGGGGGGGCUAUUUCAGGAAGCAGGGCUACUGAGUUAAGCCGCGUUUCCACCGCAGGAACUAUACCCCGGAACUAGGAACCUUUUGAGGAACU
Anguilla anguilla (European eel) is the source of this 1500-nucleotide messenger RNA. Its product is annotated as dehydrogenase/reductase SDR family member 11-like. The record is from RefSeq and is a predicted model, not a curated record. Gene Ontology annotation, molecular function: oxidoreductase activity. The transcript is spliced from 7 exons. Lineage: Eukaryota; Metazoa; Chordata; Actinopteri; Anguilliformes; Anguillidae. The coding region runs from base 451 to 1218 and encodes 255 amino acids.